Molecule: messenger RNA, 1808 nt
Organism: Podospora bellae-mahoneyi
Lineage: Eukaryota; Fungi; Ascomycota; Sordariomycetes; Sordariales; Podosporaceae
Exons: 2
Coding region: 471-923 (150 amino acids)
Source: RefSeq, a predicted model, not a curated record
CUUAGCUGGAGGUGUUGUCGGCUCAAAUACAAACACGCAGCGCACCAAAACUCCGGGCUUCGUGGCCUCGGUGCGUUGCAUGUAUGCAUUCUGAGAUGCACUCGGAUUGACCACCAUGAAUGCCUUGCCAUAAAUCUACGCACCGCUUUUACCAUGCUUCCCAUCUUCACCGUCCCCAUGUCACCAACAACGGGCACUUACUCCUCCUGCUUCUUAACGACAGCACCCUCCCCCUUCAACUGCCUGAUCAGAUCUUCCCUUGCCUCCACCUUCUCAUUUAGAAUGGCAGUCUCUCUGUUCUUGAGCUCAACAACCUCCUUUUCACCUUCCAGGUCUUUCGCAAGGGCCUUGUUCUCCACCUUCAGAACCUCGUUCUCUUUCUUCAGAGCCUUUACCUCCAUCUGAAGAGCUCUGAGCCUCCUGUGGUCAGAUUGCUCAUCUUCUUGAUCACUGGUAGUCAAGUCGAUGAAAUGGUGAGCUUUUACUGUCGAUUUCUUCCCCGAGGUCGGAGUCCAUGGGUAGUCGAAGUGCGUGUCCUUAUCUCGAUCAAUGAAAUCAUCGUCGUCCUCAACCUCCUCGGCCUUCACGUCAAUACUACCCAACAUUUCGCGCAACCCCUUCCCAUUCCCCAUCUGACUCCGUCUCUUUCUCCCGUUUCCAGCAACCUUCCCCAACCCACCACCCUCGAAGCACCUCCCUUCGGCUGUCUCGGCCAGCCACCGCUUUGUAACGCACGGCUCAGAUCCGUUCGCUCUCUCCCACUUCCGAUGAGCAUUUUCCAUGUCUCCCUCCCAGAUCCAAGCCUUGUAUGCUCCGUGCUGGCCCUCGGGUUGCCACUUGGCACAUCCCCAGUACGGGCUCUCGGGCCGCUUGGAUGUUGGACCGGCGAUGCGACGCUCAAGGGGGAGAUCACAGUGGCCUGAAGGGUUGGAUACAUGUUAGCUUUUGGACAAUCCUAAAAGAUAAUGAUGAGGCUUCGAAGGAUUUCGAGAGGUACUUGUGGAACACCGAAAGAUGGCCAACACCCCUUUUGACUCGCUUUGCAAACUUGUUAGCAAUCUUUCAAGAUAUCUCAACCAUCGCUUAAUUCCUUGAUAUUUUAUCACACUCUCCAAUCUUCCUGUUCACAGCAGGAAGAGGGUACUCACAGUAAUGGACGCCUUUCUUCACAAACGGCGGGGCUUGGGGGACAUCCUUCGUCGCGUCGCCGAAUGGCUGCCAGCAGUCGAUUUUCUGCAUGUGGGAGGCGAGACAGGGCCAGGCCACCGUUGUUGUUUUGGAGAGGGAUUGGUGGUGAGAGAGAGGUAGAUGUUGGAGAUGUGAUGUGGUGAUGUGUAUGAUGAGGGAGGAUGUGAGGUUGAAAGAAGAAAGAGGGUUUACUCAUAUAUGGGAAUAACAAUAGAAUUCCAUUCUUGAUGAUGAAGACGGCAUGCCUAGGUAGCGGUCCGUAUAGAUACACUGAUCAAGGCAUGAUCGAGAUUCUGUAAGAAAGGUAGGAACGCCUGGGCAGGCUGUUGUCAAAAGGCUGAGAUGGUUUCAUCGAUAUGUAGAGCAGAGAGAAGGCCCGAGCUAAGGUGGAUUCGUACAUCCUCGAUUGCCUCUCUGGUUGGCCAUGACACCAAGAUCUCGAAAACCUCGUGGGAUGAUCUGGGGCUGUGGGUAAACUGCGAAACCUUUUUAUUACUGAGCUCUGCGAUCUUUGAGGAACAGUGUUCAGAAGAAGAGCCUAGGGUGUCAAAUGUAUAUGCCGAGUAGUAGUAUUGAGAAUGGCAGUCAAAAAAACGAUGAUGACGAUCUAUUUUGACAAG